AUGAAGCACUUCAUGAUGCCAAGAAACGCCGUCGUGCGAGACAUCGGAGAGCCGCAAUCGCCGAACCCUAGCUUGACUAAAUCCAAGUCCCAAAGGAAGACAAGAUCCGCCAAAGAGAACGCCCCGCCUCCCGAUCCGAACUCGCUGCCGCCUGAUUAUAGGUCUUCUCCGGCGAAACUGAAGAGUCCACUGCCUCCGCGUCCGCCGUCUGCCAAUCCUCUUAAACGGAAGCUCAUCGCGGAAGCUGCGUCGGAUAACGGUGUAGCUGGGGUUUCAGAUUCUGGUGUUAAGGUUAUAGUCAGAGUGAAGCCUCCAAGCAAAGGCGAGGAAGAGGAGAUGAUAGUCAAGAAGAUCUCCAGCGAUGCCCUCACUAUAAAUGACCAUACUUUCACUUUCGACUCAAUUGCUGACCCUGACUCAACACAGGAUGAAAUCUUUCAACUUGUGGGAGCCCCUCUUGUGGAAAACUGUCUGGCUGGAUUUAAUAGUUCUGUUUUUGCCUAUGGACAGACUGGUAGUGGGAAAACGUAUACCAUGUGGGGUCCUGCAAACGGAUUGUUGGAAGAGCACCUGAUUGGUGACCAAAGAGGUUUGACUCCACGUGUCUUUGAACUGCUCUUCGCCCGUAUCAGUGAGGAGCAAGUGAAGCACGCUGAACGGCAGCUCAGUUACCAGUGCCGCUGUUCUUUUCUCGAGAUAUACAACGAGCAAAUAACAGAUCUUUUGGAUCCGAGCCAGAAAAACCUGAUGAUUAGAGAAGAUGUCAAGUCCGGUGUUUAUGUUGAAUAUCUGACUGAGGAAAACGUGAAAAAUUUGAAGGAUUUGUCAGGGCUCCUGAUCAAGGGUUUGGCAAACAGAAGGACAGGUGCAACAAGUGUAAAUGCAGAGAGUUCAAGGUCGCAUUGUGUAUUUACUUGUGUUGUUGAGUCACAUUGCAAGCAGAGUGCGGCAGAUGGUCUAAGCAACUUCAAAACAAGUAGAAUAAAUCUUGUUGAUCUGGCUGGUUCGGAAAGACAAAAAUCAACUGGUGCAGCAGGAGAACGGUUGAAGGAAGCUGGGAAUAUCAAUCGAUCACUUUCUCAACUUGGGAAUUUGAUCAACAUCCUCGCAGAAAUUUCACAAACAGGGAAGCAAAGGCAUAUACCAUACAGAGAUUCCAGGCUGACGUUCCUAUUGCAGGAGUCUCUUGGUGGGAAUGCAAAAUUAGCUAUGGUUUGUGCGGUAUCUCCCUCGCAAAGUUGUAGAAGUGAAACGUUCAGCACCUUGAGAUUUGCUCAGCGUGCAAAGGCGAUUCAGAACAAGGCCGUUGUCAAUGAAGUGAUGCAGGAUGAUGUAAAUUUCUUGCGGGAAGUCAUACGCCAGCUGAGGGAGGAACUGCAAAGGGUGAAGAAUAAUGGAAACAACCCAGCUAAUCCGAAUGCAGCUUAUGCCACUUCCUGGAAUGCACGUAGAAGUAUGAGUUUGUUAAGAAGUUUUGGCCUGAGUCAUCCAAAGUCAUUAGCCAAUGGAGAUGAUGAUGGAGAUACUGAGAUGGAAAUAGAUGAAGAGGCUGUUGAAAGGCUUUGUGCUCAAAUAGGCCUGCAGUCAUCUCCACCUGCCGAGGAGAACAAUCCGGACACGAGCAGAGUAGAGAAAAUAAAUCCAUCCUUACAUACUGUGGCCUUGGAGGAUGAAAAUUACGAGAACUCCCACCUUCAGUCAUCUGAUGGCCAAUCUACAGGAAAGCAGUUUCCUGAGAAUACAGAUGUUAACAUGGAGGAUGCAAGUUGCCAAACUGAGAAUCACGAGGCAGUUACUAUUAAUAAUGAGCCAACCGUGGAAGAAACUGGCAUCACAGCAGCCGUGCAAACUAUGGAUCAUGGUUCAAGUGUGCUGCCUCAUUUGAUAACCAAUUCUCUUGGUUCUCCUAUUAGUGACACAGACCACGACAAUUCACUUGGCAAGGCGGAAAACAUUCCAUCAUGCCAAGACUUGGUUCCUGGAGCUCUUGCUUCUUCGAUUGCAUCAGUAGCUGAUGCUUCAGAUGAUACAGAACACUUCUCAAUAAUUCCUGCGUCACCUUGCCUCAGCAUAGAUCCAGCAAGUGCUUCUCAUGUGCUAAUAACUCCCACUGAGAGCGUCUCUCCUAGGAUUAGGAAUAGUAGGAAAAGCUUGAGGACAUCAUCAAUGUCCACCGCAUCACAAAAAUAUAUUGAGAGAGCAAACCAAGUAACUACAGAAAUCGUCGAACCUUCUUCCGCUGUGUCUACAGAGAUGUUAAACCUACCUAGUGCUUUGUCUACACAGAAAAGUGGAGCUUUUCCUGUGCCAACAAACCAAUUGGCGGCUAGCCUCCACAGAGGAAUGAAAAUACUCGACUCCUAUCGCCAGAGUACUGCUCAGAGACGAUCUACAUUUGGGUUCUCCUACAAAGCUCUAGAAUGCAAGCCUUCGACGGUUUUAAGCAAGGCUGAUGUAGGUGUACAAACUUAUCCCGAAGCUGAUAUAAUAGCAGAAGAGAACCCAAAAGAAGUAGUGUGCAUUAAAUGCAAAUGCAUAGCAGAAUGUGAUGUCCAAGAAACAAGUGACAUUUCAAAUCGUCAGUCAGUAACUGUUGACAACUCAGAAAAGUCCAGUUUCCAAGUUCCUAAGGCAGUGGAAAAGGUUCUAGCAGGGUCUAUCCGAAGAGAAAUGGCUCUGGAAGAGUACUGCACUAAGCAAGCCUCUGAAAUAUCACAGCUUAAUCGGCUGGUUCAGCAGUACAAACAUGAGCGAGAGUGCAAUGCCAUCAUAGGACAAACAAGGGAGGACAAAAUUGUUCGUCUUGAAGGCCUCAUGGAUGGCGUGUUAUCUAAAGAUGAUUUCCUGGAUGAAGAAUUUGCAUCUCUCAUGCAUGAGCAUAAGCUUCUGAAGGACAUGUACGAGAACCACCCUGAAGUAUUGCAGACGAGGAUUGAGUUGAAACGAGCACAAGAAGAGCUUGAAAGUUUCAAGAACUUCUAUGGUGAAAUGGGAGAAAGGGAAGUGUUACUGGAAGAGAUUCAAGAUUUAAAGGCGCAUGUACACUGUUACACCGACACUUCUCUUACAUCGUCUCGGAAAAGAGGUUCCCUGCUUAAGCUGACAUACACUUGUGACCCUAAUCCGGCUCCACCACUUAAUGCCAUUCCUGAGUCAGUGGAGGAGAGUCCUGAGAAGACAUUAGAACAGGAAAGACUUCGUUGGACAGAAGCUGAGAGAAACUGGAUAUCUCUAGCUGAGGAGUUAAAAAAUGAGCUUGAUACCAAUAGGAAGCUGAUGGAAAAGCAGAAACGGGAACUGGAUACGGAGAAAAGAUGUACAGAAGAGUUGACGGAAGCAAUGCAGAUGGCGAUGAAAGGCCAUGCACGGAUGAUUGAACAAUAUGCAGACCUGGAAGAGAAACAUAUACAAUUGCUUGCGAGGCACAGGAGGAUCCGAGAAGGAAUAGACGAUGUUAAAAAAGCAGCAGCCAGAGCAGGAGUCAAGGGAGCAGAGUCCAGAUUCAUAAACGCACUUGCAGCAGAGAUCUCAGCGUUGAAAGUGCAAAGAGAGAAAGAGGCACAAUACUUCAGAGAUGAGAACAAGAGUCUCCAGUCACAGCUAAGAGAUACAGCUGAAGCUGUUGAAGCAGCAGGAGAGUUACUUGCUCGACUUAAAGAAGCUGAAGAAGGAUUAAAAAUCGCUCAGAAACGGGCAACGGAUGCAGAGUAUCAAGCAUCAGAAGCAUAUAAACAGAUUGAAAAACUGAAGAGCAAACAAGAAACUGGAAUCAGCACUCUUAACCAACAACAACACAUUGCAGAGUCGCACAAUCACAUUGAAUCUUUACAGGCUUCUUUACAUGGCGAUGAUAUGGCCAAAUAUGAUGAGCCAGUGGAAGAGCCAUCAGCAAGUUCAGGAGAUGAGCAAUGGAGAGAAGAGUUCGAGCCAUUUUACAAGAAAGACGCGGAAUUGGCAAAGCUCGCCGAACCUUCUUGGUUCUCAGGGUAUGACAGAUGCAACAUAUAGUUUCGUUUCCACAACAUAUUGUUUUCUUGUAAUGUGUAUAGGAAAAAAAUCAGAUAUUGUUGGGGUCUGAUCUGAUUUUUAAGUUUGCGAAUUUAUCAUUGUAUUUCUUAUAUCGUAUAAACUCAUUUUACAAUGUAUACCUUUUCGUUCUCAUCCAUGUCACAAACCGAAAGAUGUCUUUGUAAGAGAUUUGAUUUGUCAGCACUAAUGGGAAUAAAGCUUUUGGUGAGCAAUU
Messenger RNA from Brassica oleracea var. oleracea, 4243 nucleotides. RefSeq names its product kinesin-like protein KIN12B. The coding region runs from base 1 to 4008 and encodes 1335 amino acids. Gene Ontology annotation, biological process: microtubule-based movement. The record is from RefSeq and is a predicted model, not a curated record. The transcript is spliced from 16 exons. Gene Ontology annotation, molecular function: ATP binding; microtubule binding; microtubule motor activity. Lineage: Eukaryota; Viridiplantae; Streptophyta; Magnoliopsida; Brassicales; Brassicaceae.